Paramuricea clavata is the source of this 9232-nucleotide messenger RNA. The record is from the annotation of a GenBank genome assembly. Lineage: Eukaryota; Metazoa; Cnidaria; Anthozoa; Malacalcyonacea; Plexauridae.
AUGAUUGGCUAUAAUAAAAAUUAUGUUCUACCUUGUGACGACACAGUUGAAGAAUUUGAAGUUUCUGUUGACGUGGCAGCAGUUGGAUCAACAACAGUAGCUGGUGUUGGCGAGAUAUCUUUCGAUGCUAAAACAAAUGAUGUAAAAUAUGGGAAUUUUUUAAAAGUUCAUCAAGUUUGUUUCUUUCUAGUCAUAGUGGAUUGGUAAAUAUACAAAUUAGGCUAUAUUUUCUUAAUACCACCGCUAUACAGUACAUAUGCAUUGCAGAACUUAGGAUAAUUGACAUGCACAGUUACUAAUCGAGCCCUGGCAUGUUCAAUAAUAGAACAAAUGUAACCAAGCACAAAAUUGUAACCGAGUUAUCUACUCGUGUGAUGGUUUUGUCAUUUUGUUAAUUUUUUUUGUAUUGUAUGAAUUGUACAGUUAUUCGAUCUAUAGUUGUACAAACUUGUGCUAAAUUUGACUCGUUAAAGGAAGCCGGGGAAGCGUAGCAACGUGGAAGAGUUGGAGUGGCAAAGGUGAUGGUUACUUGCUAUAGAACCUUGGGUUGUGGAAAGAAGGCGAAGGUAGCAAUGCCUAGCCGAUGAUGGAGACACAAGAAUACCAACCUCUGUGUGAUUCUUAUAUUAGUUGUAUUUAAUUUAGCACUUAUUUCAAUUUUUCUUUCAAGUUUUCUUGCACAUCAACCUCUUGAAACGUCACGCCGAUCCAAAGGCUGGCUAGAGCUGUUUUUUCGUAUAUCUUCAAUGGUAUUGUGCAUUGUAUUCGCAUGUAGGAAUAUCACGAUUCGCUAUAAUAAAAAUUAUGUUUUACCUUGUGACGACACAGUCGAAGAAUUUGAAGUUUCUGUUGACGUGGUAGCAGUUGGAUCAACAACAGUAGCUGGGGUUGGCGAGAUAUCUUUCGGUGCUAAAACGAAUGAUGUAAAAUAUGGGAAAUUUUUAAAAGUUCUGCAGCAAGUUUGUUUCUUUCUAGUCAUAGUGUAUUGGUAAAUAUACAAAUUAGGCUAUAAUUUCUUAAUACCACCGCCAUACAGUACAUAUGCAUUGCAGAACUUUGGAUAAUUGACAUGCACAGUUAAUAAUCGAUCCCUGACUUGUUUAAUAAUAGAACAAAUGUAACCAAGCACAAUAUUUGUAACCGAGUUAUCUACUCGUGUGCUGGUUUUCGUAUUUUGUUAAUUUUUUUGUAUUUUAUGAAUUCUACAGUUGUUCGAUCUAUAGUUAUACAAAGCUUGUGCUAAAUUGAACUCGUAUAAGGAAGGCAGGCAUGCGUUGCGACGUGGACGAGUUGGAAUGGUAAAGGUGGUCGUUACUCGUUAUAGAAACUUGUGUUGUGGGAAGAAGGCGAAGGUAGCAAUGCCUAGCCGAUGACGGAGAUUCAAGAAUACCAAGCUCUGUGUGAUUCUUAUAUUAGUUGUAUUUAAUUUAGCACUUAUUUCAAUUUUUCUUUUAAGUUUUCUUGUACGUCAACCUCUUGAAACGUCACGCCGAUCUAAAGGCGGGCUAGAGCUGUUUUGUCGUAUAUCUUCAAUGGUAUCGUGCAUUGUAUUCGCAUGUAGGAAGAUCACGAUUCGCUAUAAUAAAAAUUAUGUUCUACCUUGUGACGUCACAGUCGAAGAAUUUGAAGUUUCUGUUGACGUGGCAGCAGUUGGAUCAACAACAGUAGCUGGUGUUGGCGAGAUAUCUUUCCGAAAAAUCUGUUAUGCCACCUUUAUAAAACGUCCGCCAUGCAGGUUUGAGCGCAUAAUGCAUUGUGGUUGACAACCUCCCCCCUGACAACCCAAACAGUAAAUGAGGCUAGGUCGUCAAGCAGACACGGCAGUAAUUAUCGGGCUUUCUAAGUUCCAUAGAAUUUGGGUUUCGAAACAUUUUGUUAAAAAUCCAUUCCCGAUUGAAGUAUUCGUGUCGCCGAUUUGAGAACGGGAAUCGUUAACCUUUGCAUCGAUUCCUAUCGCCUACGAUGACAGUCGCAGGCACACAGUGUAAAGUCGCCCAAAAAUAAAAGAUGAUCAAACACAAGCAAAUUAGCCAAGUAGAUAUAAUUUUAAAAUAUACAUUACAAAUUUUACUGUGUAGUAUAUUCUAUAAUUACAUAUUUACUAUAUACUAAUACGUACACGGCUGGGCGGCCUGUUGUGCAUGUCAAUUAACCAAAGGUCUGCAAUGCAUAGGAAAUAUAUAGCGGUAAUAUUAAGAAAAAUUAGCCUAAUCUGUACAUUUACCCAUUCACUAUGAUAACAGAUCAGAGAAACAACCUUGAUGAAAUUUCAAAAAUUUCCCAUAUUUUACAUUAUUCGUUUUAGCACCGAAAGACAUCCCGCCAACACCAGCUGCAGAUCCAACUGCUCCAACGUCGACACAAAUUUUAACUGCUUCAAAUGUGACGUUACACGGUAGAACAUAAUUCUUAUUUUAGCCAAUUGUGAUCUUCCAACAUGCGAUUACGAUGCGCGAUACCUUUAAGAAUAUGCGACAAAAUUAAUGAAUUAUUGACUUUUCACGUAGUUAUGCUUCCCUUCAAUCCGGAAAUAAAUAGCCGGAAGGAAUUAAGAACCUUGUCCAGAAAAAAUCUAGCCCGCCCUUGGCUCGGUGUCACGUUUCAAGUCGUCAACUUGGGCGCUACCAUCCCAUACGAAAAAUUAGCCUAAUUUCUAUAUUCUCUGAUUCAUUAUGAUUAGAGAGAAACAAUCUUGAUGAAAUUACAAAAAUUUCACACAUUCUACAUCAUCCGUUUUAGCACCGAAAAAUAUCUCGCCAGCAACAGCCCCUGUUGUUGAUUCAACUGCUGCCACGUCAACAGAAACUUCAACUGCUUCAACUGUGUCGUCGUCACAAGGUAGGACAUAAUUUUAAUUAUAGCCAAGCAUGCAUAUGAUCUUCCUCCAUGCGAUUACAAUGUACGAUACCAUUGAAGAUAUGCGACAGUAUUUUUGGCUUUUCACGCCGUUAUGCUUCCCUUCAACCCGGAAAUAAAUAGCCGGAAGGAAUUAAGAACCUUGUCCUGAGGACCAAGAAUGACCUAAGCCGCCUUUGGCCAGGUGAGACGUUUCAAGUCGUCGACGUGGGCGCUACCAUCCCAGAUUAACCGUGACAAUGCAAGAAAUCUUAAAAGAAAAAUUGGAAUAAGUGCCAAACUAAAUACAAUUAAUAUAAGAAUCACAAAGAGUUUGGUACCCCUGAUGCUCCGUCAUCGGCUAGACAUUGCUACCUUCGCCUUCUUCCCACAACACAAGUUUCUAUAACGAGUAACGACCACCUUUACCAUUCCAACUCGUCCACGUCGCAACGCAUGCCUGCCUUCCUUAUACGAGUUCAAUUUAGCACAAGCUUUGUAUAACUAUAGAUCGAACAACUGUAGAAUUCAUAAAAUACAAAAAAAUUAACAAAAUACGAAAACCAGCACACGAGUAGAUAACUCGGUUACAAAUAUUGUGCUUGGUUACAUUUGUUCUAUUAUUAAACAAGUCAGGGAUCGAUUAUUAACUGUGCAUGUCAAUUAUCCAAAGUUCUGCAAUGCAUAUGUACUGUAUGGCGGUGGUAUUAAGAAAAUAUAGCCUAAUUUGUAUAUUUACCAAUCCACUAUGACUAGAAAGAAAUUAACUUGCUGAACUUUUAAAAAUUUCCCAUAUUUUACAUCAUUUAAUUUGUUUUAGCACCGAAAGAUAUCUCGCCAACACCAGCUACUGUUGUUGAUCCAACUGCUGCCACGUCAACAGAAACUUCAAAUUCUUCGACUGUGACGUCACAAGGUAGAACAUAAUUUUUAUUAUAGCGAAUCGUGAUCUUCCUACAUGCGAAUACAAUGCACGAUACCAUUGAAGAUAUACGACAAAACAGCUCUAGCCCGCCUUUGGAUCGGCGUGACGUUUCAAGAGGUUGACGUACAAGAAAACUUAAAAGAAAAAUUGAAAUAAGUGCUAAAUUAAAUACAACUAAUAUAAGAAUCACACAGAGCUUGGUAUUCUUGAAUCUCCGUCAUCGGCUAGGCAUUGCUACCUUCGCCUUCUUCCCACAACACAAGUUUCUAUAACGAGUAACGACCACCUUUACCAUUCCAACUCGUCCACGUCGCAACGCAUGCCUGCCUUCCUUAUACGAGUUCAAUUUAGCACAAGCUUUGUAUAACUAUAGAUCGAACAACUGUAGAAUUCAUAAAAUACAAAAAAAUUAACAAAAUACGAAAACCAGCACACGAGUAGAUAACUCGGUUACAAAUAUUGUGCUUGGUUACAUUUGUUCUAUUAUUAAACAAGUCAGGGAUCGAUUAUUAACUGUGCAUGUCAAUUAUCCAAAGUUCUGCAAUGCAUAUGUACUGUAUGGCGGUGGUAUUAAGAAAUUAUAGCCUAAUUUGUAUAUUUACCAAUACACUAUGACUAGAAAGAAACAAACUUGCUGCAGAACUUUUAAAAAUUUCCCAUAUUUUACAUCAUUCGUUUUAGCACCGAAAGAUAUCUCGCCAACCCCAGCUACUGUUGUUGAUCCAACUGCUACCACGUCAACAGAAACUUCAAAUUCUUCGACUGUGUCGUCACAAGGUAAAACAUAAUUUUUAUUAUAGCGAAUCGUGAUAUUCCUACAUGCGAAUACAAUGCACAAUACCAUUGAAGAUAUACGAAAAAACAGCUCUAGCCAGCCUUUGGAUCGGCGUGACGUUUCAAGAGGUUGAUGUGCAAGAAAACUUGAAAGAAAAAUUGAAAUAAGUGCUAAAUUAAAUACAACUAAUAUAAGAAUCACACAGAGGUUGGUAUUCUUGUGUCUCCAUCAUCGGCUAGGCAUUGCUACCUUCGCCUUCUUUCCACAACCCAAGGUUCUAUAGCAAGUAACCAUCACCUUUGCCACUCCAACUCUUCCACGUUGCUACGCUUCCCCGGCUUCCUUUAACGAGUCAAAUUUAGCACAAGUUUGUACAACUAUAGAUCGAAUAACUGUACAAUUUAUACAAUACAAAAAAAAUUAACAAAACGACAAAACCAUCACACGAGUAGAUAACUCGGUUACAAUUUUGUCCUUGGUUACAUUUGUUCUAUUAUUGAACAUGCCAGGGCUCGAUUAGUAACUGUGCAUGUCAAUUAUCCAAAGUUCUGCAAUGCAUAUGUACUGUAUAGCGGUGGUAUUAAGAAAAUAUAGCCUAAUUUGUAUAUUUACCAAUCCACUAUGACUAGAAAGAAACAAACUUGAUGAACUUUUAAAAAUUUCCCAUAUUUUACAUCAUUUGUUUUAGCAUCGAAAGAUAUCUCGCCAACACCAGCUACUGUUGUUGAUCCAACUGCUGCCACGUCAACAGAAACUUCAAAUUCUUCAACUGUGUCGUCACAAGGUAGAAUAUAAUUUUUAUUAUAGCCAAUCAUGAUCUUCCUACAUGCGAAUACAAUGCACGAUACCAUUGAAGAUAUACGACAGAAUUUUUUUACUUUUCACACCGUUAUGCUUCCAUUCAAUUCGGAUGUAAAUAGCCGGAAGGAAUUAAGAACCUUGGCCCACGAGCCCAAAACAGCUCUAGCCCGCCUUUGGAUCGGCGUGGCGAUUCAAGACGUUGACAUGGGCGCUGCCAUCCCUGAUUAAUCGUGAGAAUGGAAGAAAACUUAAAAGAAAAAUUGAAAUAAGUGCUAAACUAAAUUCCAAUAACAUAAGAAUCACACAGAGUUUGGUAUUCUUGAAUCUCCGAAGUUGGUAUUCUUGAAUCUCCGUCAUCGGCUAGGCAUUGCUACAUUCGCCUUCUUUCCACAACCCAAGUUUCUAUAGCAAGUAACCACCACCUUUGCCAUUCCAACUCUUCCACGUUGCUACGCUUCCCCGGCUUAAUUUUACGAGUCCAAUUUAGCACAAGUUUGUACAACUAUAGAUCGAGUAGCUGUACAAUUCAUACAAUACAAAAAAAAAUUAACAAAAUGACAAAACCAUCACACGAGUAGAUAACUCGGUUACAAAUUUUGGGCUUGGUUACAUUUGUUCUAUUAUUAAACAUGCGAAGGCUCGAUUAGUAACUGUGCAUGUCAAUUAUGCAAAGUUCUGCUAUACAUAUGUACUGUAUAGCGGUGGUAUUAAGAAAAAUUAGCCUAAUUUGUAUAUUUACCCAUUCAUUAUGAUUAGAGAGAAACAACCUUGAUGAAUUUUUAAAAAAAUUCCCAUAUUUUACAUCAUUUGUUUUAGCACCGAAAGAUAUCUCGCCAACAACAGCUACUCUUGUUGAUCCAACUGCUGCUACGUUAACACAAAGUUUAACUGCUUCAACUGUGUCAUCACAAGGUAGAACAUAAUUUUAAUUAUAGCCAAUCAUGAUCUUCCUACAUGCGAUUACAAUGUACGAUACCAUAGAAGAUAUGCCACAGCGUUUUUGACUUUUCACGCCGUUAUAGCUCCCUUCAACCCGAACGACAAUAGCUGGAAGGAAUUAAGAACCUUGUCCGAAGGGCUCAGAACAGCUCUAGCCCGCCUUUGGAUCGGCGUGACGAUUCAAGACGUUGACGUGGGCGCUGGCAUCCCUGAUUAAUCGUGAGAAUGGAAGAAAACUUAAAAGAAAAAUUGAAAUAAGUGCUAAACUAAAUUCCAAUAACAUAAGAAUCACACAGAGUUUGGUAUUCCUGAUCUCCGUCAUCGGCUGGGCAUUGCUACCUUCGGUUUCUUCUUACAACCCAAGUUUCUAUAGCAAGUAAACACCACCUUUGCCAUUCCAACUCAUCCACGUUGCAAAGCUUCCCCAGCUUCCUUUUGCGAGUCCUAUUUAGCACAAGUUUGUAAAACUAUAGAUCGAUCGCGAAUAACUGUACAAUUCAUAGGACACAAAAAAAAUUAACAAAAUGUCAAGACCAUCACACGAGUAGAUAACUCAGUUACAAAUUUUGUGCUUGGUUACAUUUGUUCUAUUAUUAAACAUGCCAGGGCUCGAUUACGAGCUGUGCAUGUCAAUUAUCCAAAGUUCUGCAAUGCAUAUAUGUUUUAAAAUUUCCCAUAUUUUACAUCAUUUGUUUUAGCACCGAAAGAUAUCUCGCCAACACCGGCUACUGUUGUUGAUCCAAAUGCUGCCACGUCAGCAGAAACUUCAAAUUCUUCAACUGUGUCGUCACAAGGUAGAACAUAAUUUUUAUAAUAGCCAAUCAUGAUCUUCCUAAAUGGGAUUACAAUGUACUAUACCAUUGAUGAUAUGCGACAGAAUUUUUACUUUCCUCGCCGUUAUGCUUCCCUUCAACCCGUAAAUAAAUAGCCGGAAGGAAUUAAGAACCUUGUCCAGAGGGCCAAGAAUGGCCUAAGCCGCCUUUGGCCUGGUGAGACGUUUCAAGUCGUCGACAUGGGCGCUACCAUCUCAGAUUAACCGAGACCAUGCAAGAAAACUUAAAAGAAAAAUUGGAAUAAGUGCUAAAUUAAAUACAACUAAUAUAAGAAUCACACAGAGUUUGGUACACCUGAUGCUCCGUCAUCGGCUAGACAUUGCUACCUUCGCCUUCUUCCCACAACCCAAGUUUCUUUAACGAGUAACCACCACCUUUACCAUUCCAACUCGUCAACAUCGCUACGGUUUCCCGUCUUCCUUAUGCGAGUGCAAUUCAGCCCAAGCUUUGUAUAACUAUAGAUGGAAUAACUGCAGAAUUCAUACAAUACAAAAAAAAAUUAACAAAAUAUCAAAACCAUCACACGAGUAGAUAACUCGACUACUAAUUUUGUGCUUGGCUACAUUUGUUCUAUUAUUGAACAUGCCAGGGCUCGAUUAAUAACUGUGCAUGUCAAUUAUCCCAAGUUCUGCAAUACAUAAGUACUGUAUAGCGGUGGUAUUAAGAAAAUAUAGCCUAAUUUGUAUAUUUACCAAUCCACUAUGACUAGAAAAAAACAAACUUGAUGAACUUUUAAAAAUUUCCCAUAUUUUACAUAAUUUGUUUUAGCACCGAAAGAUAUCUCGCCAACACCGGCUACUGUUGUUGAUCCAACUGCUGCCACGUCAACAGAAACUUCAAAUUCUUUAACUGUGUCGUCACAAGGUAGAACAUAAUUUUUAUAAUAGCCAAUCAUGAUCUUCCUACAUGCGAUUACAAUGUACGAUACCAUUGAUGAUAUGCGACAGAAUUUUUACUUUCCACGCCGUUAUGCUUCCCUUGAACCCGGAAAUAAAUAUCCGGAAAGAUUUAAAAACCUUGUUCCGAGGGCCCAGAACGGCUUAAGCCGCCUUUGGCUCCGGGUGACGUUUCAAGUCGUCGACGUGGGCCCUACCAUCUCAGAUUAACCGUGACAAUGCAAUAAAACUUAAAAGAAAAAUUGGAAUAAGUGCCAAACUAAAUACAACUAAUAUAAGAAUCACACAGAGUUUGGUAUUCCUGAUGCUCCGUCAUCGGCUGGGCAUUUCUACCUUCGCCUUCUCCUCACAAUCCAAGUUUCUAUAACAAGGAACCACCACCUUUACCAUUCCAUCUCUUCCACGUCGCUACGCUCCCCCGCCCUCUUUAUACGAGUGCAGUUUACCACAAGCUUUGUAUAACUAUAUAUAGAUCGAAUAACUGUAGAAUUCAUACAAUACAAAAAAAUUAACAAAAUGUAAAGUAGAUAACUCGGUUGCAAAUUUUGUGCUUGAUUACAUUUGUUCUAUUAUUCAACAUGACAGAGAUGGAUUAUUAACUGCAUGUGCGUGUCAAUUAUCCAUAUAGUUCUGCAAUGUAUAUGUACUGUAUAGCCUUCGCCUUCUAAACACAAUCCAAGUUUCUAUAACAAGGAACCACCGUACCACCUUUACCAUUCCAACUCUUCCACGCCGCUACGCUUGCCCGCCCUCCUUAUACGAGCGCGAUGUAGCACAAGCUUUGUAUAACUAUAGAUCGAAUAACUGUAGAAUUCAUACAAUACAAAAAAAUUACUAAAAUGUCAAAAUCAUCACACGAGUAGAUAAAUCAGUUACAAAUUUUGUUGUUGGUUACAUUUGUUCUAUUAUUAAACAUGACAGGAUCGAUUAUUAAUUGCGCGUGUCAACUAUCCAUACUUCUGCAAUGCAUAUGUACUUUAUAGGAAUUAUAGCGUUGGUAUUAAGAAAAAAUAGCUUAAUUUGUAUAUUUUCCCAUUCAUUAUGAUUAGAAAGAAACAAACUUGAUGAAAUUUCAAAAAAAUUCCCAUAUUCAAAAUCACUCGUUUUAGACGAGAAGGGUAUCUCGCCAAUACCAGCUCCUGUUGUUGAUCCAACUGCUGCCACGUCAACAGAAACUUCAACUGCUUCAACUGUGUCGUCACAAGGUAGAACACUAUUUUUAUUAUAG